This is a messenger RNA of Bactrocera tryoni, 1844 nucleotides long. RefSeq names its product cystinosin homolog (gene Ctns). Gene Ontology annotation, biological process: L-cystine transport. The record is from RefSeq and is a predicted model, not a curated record. Gene Ontology annotation, cellular component: lysosomal membrane. NCBI's taxonomy places the organism in Eukaryota, Metazoa, Arthropoda, Insecta, Diptera, Tephritidae. Gene Ontology annotation, molecular function: L-cystine transmembrane transporter activity. The transcript is spliced from 9 exons. The coding region runs from base 473 to 1693 and encodes 406 amino acids.
GUAUAUAUUAUGUAAAUGAUCAACAUGACCAGCUGAGUCGAUUUAGCUAUGCCCGUCUGUCUAUAGAUAGUUAUCUACACUAUAUAUGAAAUUUGACAUAAGUUCUUUUCUGCGCAAGUAGCUGCUCAUUUGGAGGAAACGGAGGGACGCUGUCAUUGAUCUGUCAUAAUUAAGUGCAACGUUUUUGUUAAAUAUCUUCAUGAAAUUUGGCACAUAUUUUGGUUCAAAGCAGUACUAAAAUCUCCAAACAAAUUGUUCGGAUAGGUUCACUAUAGCAUAUAGCCGCCCUACAGCCUGACCGAUACAAAUCAAGUUCUGUGUCGAAACCUAUUUUAUUUGACAAGAUAUCUUCACGAAACUUGUGCUUCAAAUAUCAAAACAAAAUAGUAUAAUAUUAAGCAAGCUAGCACCUUUUAACGCGAGGAAAUGAAAUCUUUCAAUUAAAAUUCGUGUAAUAUAGAACGCGCCUAAAAUGAAGAGUUCUACUGGUAUCUACAGUGUACUUCGGUAUACGAAAUCAUUAAUAUUUGUGAUAUCAAUAUCGGUAGCCUUAUUCACACAAACAACCGCAGAUGAACGAUUCACACGAAGCUCUAACCGAAGCGGGUUAACCGUAUCCACACAUGAUCUCACAAUUAUAGUAAAAAACACAAAAACAUUUGACGUUCUAAUCAGGGAUCCAUUGGAACAGGACGUAUUUGUCCAAUUGGUAAAACAACAUGAGACUUUAGUAGAAUUGGACCCUAACUACUUCACAAUUAGUGCAUCGAAUCCACAAAAUAGAACAGUUAGCGUACGAGGACUCCAACUUGGACACCUAGAAGUUACAGCGACGAGCUUACCCGACGAGUCUUGGAUUGUUGACGAUUUAUUUGUACGCAUAACUGUUGCAAAGUCGGAGCCGAUUAUUUACACAUCAAUCGUGUUCGGUUGGAUUUAUUUUGUGGCCUGGUCCAUCUCGUUCUAUCCGCAGAUUUUCAUUAAUUUUAGACGAAAAUCUGUAAUUGGACUCAAUUUUGACUUUCUAGCACUCAACAUUGUUGGUUUUACACUAUAUAGUGUUUUCAAUUGUGGCCUCUAUUGGGUACCCAGCAUACAGGACGAAUAUGCCAGUCGACAUCCACGUGGUAUGAAUCCAGUUUUAUUGAAUGAUGUCGUAUUCGGUUUACAUGCGAUGUUUGCGACAGCCAUUACAAUUAUCCAGUGCUUUUUAUAUGAGCGCGCCGAACAAAGAGUCUCCAGAAUCGCGUCAGGUAUAUUAGCCGCAAUCGCGAUAAUUGUUUUGGUUACAUUAAUUCUAGCCAUUACUGGUGUUGUGCAGUGGCUGGAUUUUCUAUACUACUGCAGCUACAUUAAACUGGCGAUGAUCAUCAAAUAUGUGCCCCAGGCGCUGAUGAACUAUCGCCGUAAGAGCACUACUGGCUGGAGUAUUGGUAAUAUUCUGUUGGAUUUCACUGGCGGUUUGCUCAGCAUGUUGCAGAUGAUCUUGAACGCAUACAAUUAUAACGAUUGGGUGUCAAUUUUCGGUUCUGUGACGAAAUUCGGCAUGGGUCUAUUCUCCGUGCUCUUCGAUGUGUUAUUUAUUCUUCAACACUAUGUGUUUUACAGGCACUCCCAGCAGCUUUCCAUCUCUACGACUACUAACGCCACAGAAGUGGUUACAGAUAAAGCUGAUGAGCAACCGCGCUAUUAGUUUUACUUUUUUAUGUUUUAGUUUUUGUUUUUAAUAUUUAUUUUGUUAAUGCGUGUUAAGCACUCAUGUGUAAAUGUGUAUAUUCGCACACUUUUCUUGUACUUAAGAUGUAUGUAUAUACAAAUAAAAGUAUACAAUUUAGUACUUUUAA